GCGACGUUUUCAUCAGUAGGUGGCGCAGGGAUGCUGUGUUUUGAAUGCUUCGAAGCAACUAUGGAUAGUUGUCGGUCGGUGGCACUAUUGCUGAUUUGAGUGUGAAUCUCUAAUCAUAGAAGAAGGACUGCUGGUUCUGACAUAAACAAAUCAACUUAAUAGUAUAAACGCAUGUCUUCUAUCUGGAAACAAUCAGUAAAGGAGCUCGUGAGAAUCUGAUAAACGUUGCUGUAAAGUCUUGACUGCUGUGACUCAUAAUGAAGAUUGGUAGAGAUUUGCUAACACACAAUUCCCUAAAAAGCAAAGAGGGUGAGAAUUAUGCCGGUGCUAACAGCGUCGCCGACAUCGUUGACGAUCUCGAGGAUAAAAACAGAGGGCCUGAAGACGACAUGGAUUUCAGUAUAUUUGCUCCAGUCGAGUCCUCCGAUUGUGAGGAAGAUGAUGAAGAGGAACGCUCCCAGGGAACAAACAACGGAGAGCUAGUUUCUGUCACAUAUAACACUGAAGAUGUUGAUCCCUCGGAGGAGCCUUCCUGCAGUUUUCAAGGACGUCGUAAAAGGAAAUCAAAUGUUUUGGCAGAGCAGAAUGCUAAGUGUAGUGAAGCAGAUAAGGUUUGCAAGUUAUGUGGAGAGGCACAACCAAUGAAACGAAAGCUUCAGAAAAAGAUAAAAAAAUAUGAUGAAGCCUGGGCCAGUGCUCCGAUGGAGAACGGGAAUUUAAACAAUCUAUUUGAUGAAACAAAUCUCCUGCUUCACAAGUGGCAGCUGCUGGGUAUGUACCCGCUUUUUCUGAUGGGGGGAAAGAGACGGUCUAAGACAGUGACCCAGUGCAUGUGUCCAAUCAAAUUUAAACAUCCCCAAAAUAAGGAGGCACAGGACAUUAUGCGGCAGAUUUUUGUUGGGCUGAUAAAUGCUCAACAAACCGCCUUCGAGCCAAUUGUUACCAAAGCUCCGGCCCAGCCACCAGCCCCCCAGCUACAACUUAUCCAGCCUCAGAGGGCCCUUCAACCUGUGAUCCCGUCUUUGAUCGCACAGCAAGUACCUGUCUUUCAGUCCUUAGUCCAGCCACUGGCCACCGAACUACCAGUCACCCAGUCUCUCUGCUCUACACCUCCCACUAUCACAGAUUCCCAUAAUGGGACAGAUGAUGGUACAGUUGGAAGAAGAAAGAAUAUGCCAGAAACGAAUAAUAAAUAUGUGCAACAAAUAAGAAGAAUGAUGGGACAGCCCUACGUUGGGGUUAGCAAGAAAGAAAUGGUUGAGAAGCAGCCCCGGGUCAUGGGAGCAAGAUGUCAGUCAACUACGUGUCUGAAGUCCUCUAAGCAUCACUGCAGUUCCAUUGAAGAGGCAGACAGGGAGAUCGUUUUUAAAUGCUUUUGGGAGUACAUGAACUGGAAGGAGAAACAAUUGUAUGUGCAAAGUUUGGUAGACGUGAUCCCAGUACAGAGAAGAAGGGGGCUGUCUUCAAGAAGGUCAUCUACUUAUAUCUUCUCUUUGGAAGUUGGUGGACACAAACGGAGAGUUUGUAAGAGAAUGUUUUUAGCAACGCUUGGAAUAGGGGAAUGGUCUGUACUUAACUGGGUUCAGGGCACAGGAAAUACGCAGCAGAAUGCAGUGUCAUGCCACAAAGGUGAAGAUACUGAGUUUACGAGUUUACUACAGGAUUUUCCUCAUGGUUGAAACUACUCAACUGCUAACAAUGUUAAAGAAUCAAGCGUCAUGCUCUGAGGAUCACACACUCACAGACUUUCAAUCUGUUUGGAAUUAAACAGCCUCAGACAGAAAAGAAUGAAACAGCAUUUAGGUGUGCCAGAGGUGACUGCUUUGCCCAAAAAGUGCAUGAAUGGCAUAUUUGGUUGCAUAUUUAGAUGCAGUCUUGGCAUGAUUUCAGCUAAAAAUCAUCUUUUGUGUUCUACUUGGAUGGCAAUAGAUUAUAAAAAAAAUACAGUUUUUGGGGAACUCUUGAUUUAAUGAUGUACCAUCAGUUUUCUCAUUUCCCAAGAAAUGAUUUGGGCCUAAGAUUUUCACCCAAAAGUUACAAUAUGCUCAUUUAACCUUAUUACUUCAAGAAUUUGAAGUUGUAUUCGUAGGAAGCAUUAUAAGGAAGUCCACAAUAUGUAAAGGAUUGGUGUAAAGAUCAACUUGACAGUAGUAUUGUUGUAAUUGUUCUACAUAUUGUUAAAUAAAUAUUUUACUCCUCGUUUAGUAAUA
This is a messenger RNA of Triplophysa dalaica, 2210 nucleotides long. RefSeq lists its product as uncharacterized. The transcript has 6 exons. Lineage: Eukaryota; Metazoa; Chordata; Actinopteri; Cypriniformes; Nemacheilidae. The record is from RefSeq and is a predicted model, not a curated record. Bases 258 to 1679 code for a protein of 473 amino acids.